Messenger RNA from Schistosoma mattheei, 6274 nucleotides. The record is from the annotation of a GenBank genome assembly. NCBI's taxonomy places the organism in Eukaryota, Metazoa, Platyhelminthes, Trematoda, Strigeidida, Schistosomatidae.
GUUUUAAUUAGUGCCGAAAGGUUUUGGCGUUGUCAAAUAAUCCCCAGUUUCUGGGUCUUUAUUCUGUCGCAGAUUCAGAAAGAUGACUGCAGAUUUGACCGAUGAGAGUCUCUUUCCUAUUGCUAUUCUUAUUGAUGAGUUAAGAAAUGAGGAAAUGCAAACUCGUCUGGCUAGCAUCAGAAAACUUACUACUAUUGCUCUUGCACUUGGUCCAGAGAGGACAAGAACAGAAUUGGUUCCAUUCCUAACCGAUACCAUAUAUGAUGAGGAUGAGGUACUUAGGGAAAUGGCCAAACAAUUGGCAGACUUUGUUCCAUUGGUUGGAGGACCUGAAUAUGUCCAUUGUCUUCUACCACCAUUGGAAGGACUUGCAUCUGCUGAAGAAACGGUUGUGCGGGAUAAAGCUGUGGAGACGUUGAGAACACUUGCACCUAGUUUCUCACCCAAGGAUUUGGAAACUCAUUUUCUGCCACUGAUCAAGCGUUUGGCAACAGGUGACUGGUUUACUAGCCGUACUUCUGCUUGUGGACUGUUUAGCGUGAUUUAUCGACAGUCUUCUACUGCUGUCCGUGCAGAACUGCGUCGCGCCUUUAAGCAGCUUUGCACUGACGAUACUCCUAUGGUCAGGCGUGCAGCUGCUAACCGUCUCGGGGAACUAGCUCGUUGUUUGGAACUAGAUGCGUUACGUUCGGACCUGUUACCGCUAUUACCUCCUCUUUCCCAAGAUGAUCAGGACUCUGUACGAUUACUGGGUGUGAAUGCGUCAGUAGAUUUCGCUGAAGUUCUUCCUACUGAAGAUGUCUUGACACACAUCAUUCCUCUUAUAAGAGGAGCUGCAGAAGAUAAAUCUUGGAGAGUCCGUUAUCAAUUAGCUGAUCACAUUACUGAUCUACAGGCUGCAGUAAAACCCCAACUUGCUGGACAGCACUUGGUAGACGUUUACCAGAUCCUUCUCAAAGAUCCAGAAGGAGAAGUUCGCGCAGCGGCUGCAGGCAAACUGAAGAAGUUUGCUUCGUCUCUAGCCCCUGAUAUUCGUGAAUCCGUAAUUAUGAAAACAUUGUUACCUAUCAUUCGGGAAAUGGUCGGUGAAACUAAUUUACAGGUAAAAACGGCUCUGGCCGGUGUCAUGAUGGCUUUAGCUCCUUUGCUUGGCAAGGAGAAUACAUUAGAACAUCUUCUUCCAUUACUGUUGAUCCAAUUAAAGGACGAAAAUCCAGAUGUCCGUUUGAAUAUUAUAUCUAAUUUAGAGUGUGUAAAUCAAAUUAUGGGAAUUACCCAACUUAGUCAAAGUCUACUUCCUGCUAUUGUUGAAUUGGCCAGUGAUACAAAGUGGCGUGUUCGUCUAGCAAUAAUUGAGUAUAUGCCACUAUUAGCCAGUCAACUUGGUUUGCAAUGUUUUAACGAGCGACUCACAAAUUUAUGCUUGGGUUGGCUAGUAGACGAUGUAUACGCUGUACGUGAAGCAGCUGUAACAAAUUUACGAAAACUUAUGGAUCAAUUUGGAGUCGAUUGGGCCAGUUCUCAAAUCAUCCCUCGUGUAAGUUAGCUAUCCUCAGUACUCUUUAAUUUUUCUUCAGUCUUGCAGUCAAACGGUCGCGCUCUAUUUUCACAUUAGUUGAUCAUUUUUGUCAUAGCAAACUUGUUUCAACUCCAGGUGUCAAUGGGUUUUUAGUGUUUUUCUUCAUAUUUGUUUUACCCAAUGGCUUGGUCGAUCAAGGCCAUUAAAUUAACAAUAGUAUUUCAUUCACAUCACAUUUUUUGUAGGUUAUAUUGUAAAACAUAUUAUUUUAUCGUUAAACUGAUACUUUUUUGUCUAAGAAAUCCUUUAGAAAUUCUGAAUUAUGGCAAUCAAAACAAUGCAACAAUUUUUCAGUGUUUCUGUUUGUUGGACCUAACCUUCAGUUUUCCUGUUUUAUUGUAUUCGCUGUCAUUCCACAUAAUAUCAACGCAAAUACCAGUUCUUUGUUUGACUGUUGUUGGGAAUUGUAGAGUCGUUCUUUUUUAUGAUAACUUCGUAUUGUCUUCAUUUAUUAUUGGUUGUUUCCUGCGAAAAUUGUUUAAAAGCAUAUCCGAUUGCCUCCGAACCCCAAUUUUGGCUACAAAACAUUGCUGCAUACGGACCAUGUAUAAUGCUCGCCUGAUCGUCUGUUUAAGGACUAUGGAGAAGUUUCACUGACUUAUCGUUGAUUUGCGUUGCUUUCUUCACUUUUAAUGACUACCGAUGAAGUGAGAUAUAAGUUUAGUCAAAUUUUUUCUAAUUUCAUAUCUGAGUAUAAACAUAAAUCCCAUUGAGACAAUUAGUGAAUAGAAGAACAGGGAGGGGAAAUUUUUCUCAAUUAUUUUUCAUCAUGGCUCAGUCAGUCAGCUACAACGUAGGACCAGGCACAUAUAUGCAUCAGUACAAGUUUCUAUACCUCAUUAGCACAAGAUGAACAGAAAGAUCAUAGAAGCACUUACUUCAACGAUAGUAAAAAACAUUAGGGUGUAUAUAAUUUAUAACGACAUAUUACUGGUUGAGUAACAGUAUUACAUAAUAAUAUUGUAAGUUCUACAAGUUACUAAAAAUCAUUCCAUUUAUCAACUAAGUGAUGGAAUAUGGUGAUUGUAAUAAUCAAAGUAAUUACUUGUAAAAUCGGGAACCGUUAAGCGACUGUCAGAAUACUUAAUUACUCACGUACUCACUCAAUUCUCAGGUACACCAUAUUGUCGAAGGUUGCAUACGGUUCUCCUAUCCACACUGUCGAACGCCUUCUCAUAGUCAAGGAAGUUGAUUUGUAGUGACAAAUUCCAUUCAAGCGAUUACCCAACAAUGAUCUGUAGUGUCGCGAUUUGGUCUAUGAACGACCAAUCCUUAUGAAAUCCAGCCCGUUGCUUUCGAAGUUGCGUGUCUACUAAAUUUUUCAUUCGGUUCAACAACACUACGUUGGAAACUUUUCGUGGUACUGAUAGUAGUUUGACGCUUUUGUAGUUCUCACACUUGCUCAGAUCUCCUUUCCUUGAUAUCUUUCCUCCCAGUUUGUCUGCACUUGUUCUUCCUCCCAAAUCUUCAUGAAUAGAACGUGGAGCAUGUUUGCAGUUACUUCUUUGUCUUACUUCAGUGCUUCAGCUGGUAUAUUAUCAGGUCCUGCUGUUUUUCCACUCGUGAUUUGUUUGAUGCCCAUGCUGAUUUCCUCGAUCGUUGGAGUGACAUAUAUAGGAAGGUCUGUAUGUGCUGCUUCGAUGUUUGGUGGGUUCAGUGCUCUACCCACUAGUGCCGUUGUUCUUAAACCGCAAUGAUUGACUUAACUUCUUUGUCCUUGGCUGGCUUACAAUAUUUCCCUGAUGGUUUCUUCGUUGUCAUAUAGUUAUCUCAUAUUUCCUUCUCUUGAAGCUUUUCCCACUAUCAUUGCUUGAUCUUAUGUAUUAAGAAAAUUUAUAAAAGCUUUUUAUAAUUCGUUAAUUUUGCGGAAAUUGCGGAAGAAUUAAGAGAGGAAUACUAAAGUCAGGUAAAAACCAAAACUUUAAAGAAAUUAGAAAAUGUUUUUGUAAUGUAUGUGGUGGAUCAACGUUCAUUUAUAACCCACUCCCAUUUUAAUGACCUGGUUAAGUAAAGAACGGUUAAAAAUGACUACGACUUACGUUCUCGUUCACUUAGUGAACGUAAGACCUCAUCUUAAUUUGAACUAAACUUCCACCAAAUUCACCACAUAGUGGGGUUAAUCACAUACCACUGAACAUGUUGGUAUCCGCAUUUAUACAUCUUUGCAGAAGUUUUUUCAACCCUUCCCUAUUUUGACCUUAAUUAUAAUAUUAUUUAACUUUUUUACUACACCAACAUUUUGUCGUCGUAAAUCAUAUACGUUUAUGUCUACCUAUGAUGAAAAACUAGUUAAAAAGAAAUAUUUAUUCUCUCUAUUCUGUUUGAUAAAUAUAAUCUUCAUGGAAGACAUUCUCUGUGAAAUAAUGAACAAAUCAACGCAAAAUAUGUGGUGAUACUUGCAUAACUCAAAUUCAGGAUGCUAUUGAUGGGAAUCCUACUCAACUAACUGUUGAUCAAAAAUAUUAACCUUAUUUAUAUGCUUGUCACAAAUACCCUAUGCUGCUACUCCGUAAUACCAAAGUAUAUUGGUAGAUUAAGAAGCUGCCGUAGAUAGAUCGAUUCUAUAACUUUAGUUAUUGCAAGCGAGUGAAACCCAGUUGUCAUCGGUGAUCUCACGUUUGGGUUUUGCGAAGUGCGUAAUGUCCGUGAUCCACUAUUCCCAGGUGAUCGUAGAUCUUAAAUAAAAUGUGACUAUUCGCUUUCUUGAGGAUGAGAGCCAUUUUGUCGUUUAAUAAGUAUAUAAAACCAUAACAUUCUUUAGAACAAUCCUUAGAAUGUUGAUAAUAAAUCAUGAUGCACUUCUAUGCAAUUAACAAUAGAGUUUCGUCAUCAGAUCUUAGACUUAAUACUAUUCGGUCAUCCUGGGUAGUAUAAUGCGGCGUCAAGAAAUUCAGUUUUCCGUUGCGACGAAAAACACAAAAAAGCUAACAUUCUCCCUUGAUUCACAAUUUUUUCAGAAGUUCUAUCUGUCUUCAUUGCUUGACUUAAUUGAAAUUUAGUUUGUACGUCACCUUGAGUAAUUGUCAAGGGAUUCGUAACAUUGUAGAGUCUUCGUCACUCAAUUGUAAGGACAAGUUAAUUUACGUACCCACUAAAUACAAUGGUUGUGGCUAGUAAUCAGGACCCGUUGUAUUACGGUAAUAUUCUUUCAUCAUAGUGAAAAUUUGAAGGACGACGGGAUUCCGAAUUUAUUUCUUUUAGUAUCGCUUUGUAUUUUAUAAUCACGUUCAUUCCACUUCACGACAUGCUACAUUCCUAAUGUUAUCCCACCUCCAUACACAAACUGUUAAAGCAGUAUUUAAGACCCAUAAUGUGGUUACAUGUUGGUAUAUUCUUCUCCACACAUUGGUCCAGGUACUAUCCGUCGAUUGAGUUUUUCAACUAAUAGCCACUUGUUAGCUAACAUGUUAAAGAAAACCCUUGCGUUGAUAUACUUUUCUUUGUAGCAAAUUAAAUCUUUUCUGUAAUGAAUUGUUAUCAUAAUAAUUAUAACCUAAAUAUGUGAAAUGAUUAUUGUUGGUAGAUGGAUUCUCUACAUACGAGAAUGUAUAGUGCAUGAUAUUAAUCGUCUGACCACACUAUAACUGCUUUAUCCAUGUUUUACCAAGAAUUUGAUUUAUGCCCUCGAAGGGGGAAUAUAAACUCUUGCUUGUAAAGCCUUAUUCGAGCAGUUUUUAAGUUAUUAGUGAUUAGCUUCUUUUGUAAUGUUUCAUUCACUAAUUCUUUCACAUAUUCCUAAGGAAUAUUUAUCUGCUCUGUCUGCUUCAAGAGGACUAGACUGCAAAUGACGUAGAGAAUUGAGCAGAACAAAUUUAUUAUGUUAUGUCAAGGUCAAACAAGUCUCAAGCUUCUGUUAAAUCCAUGUGUUUUCAUAAUGCCGUGUUUUGCAUACAGUCUAUGGUCAUUGGGAUUUUACUACGAACUGAAAUCUCCAGUCCAAGGAAUUAUUGUUUACCUGUUUGUGAUUUGCCUACAUAUACACUGGUCUCAUACAACUUUCUUACGAUCCCAACUAUCUUCGUCGAAUGAUUUGUUUGGCAUCCCUUCAUCAACUAGGUGAAGCUCAGUCUUGUCGGUCGGAAUUACUGCAGAAACAUUUACUUCCUACUAUAGUUCAACUGGGUCAAGAUCCUGUGCCAAAUGUUCGUUUCAAAGUUGGUCAAAUUUUGGGCAAAAUUGGCCAUCUUUUGGAUGCAUCGACUAUACAGACAUUUGUUAAACCAACGUUAGAAAAACUGGGCUCUGAUACAGAUCCAGAUGUUGUUUAUUAUGCCAAAGAAUCCAGCGAAUUACUUCAUCUUUCAGGAAGAUGAAAGCCUUGUCAAGAAACCACACGCGUUUUAUUCUAUGCACAGGAUAAUUAUGAUAUUUAAAUACAUGUAAAUUGACAGCAUAUCUGGUACCUUACUUCCAGAGUAGUGAUGCCCUAUUAAUAAAGUAAAUGUGAGCUUGUGUGUUUGUGGUUCUUGUUCAAUUGUAUCUGUGUAUGUGCCUUAACGUAAACUAGUUGCAUAUGUUCGUAUUAGUUAUUAAAUUCUGUUCUCAUUAUUAUUUUGAAGAAAACGAUAAGGGAAGUGCAUGUCGUCGUUUAAUUUAUUUAUUGUCAACUGCAUGAAAGUAGCUUGCUUUCAUAAAGCAAAACUCAAAUGUUUGUGAUUCAUCUUUUCUUUUUUAUUCAAUAAAACGUCGGAAUAC